AGUUUGGCUGAUACCGGACAGCAAGGGAAGCUACCGGGCAAACACCCGAGCCUCCAACUCGCUGUUGCCAUGUCUGACUCUUCCGAUGACCACGGGGAGACGGAGGAAGUGGAGGAAGAUGAAGCUAUCGAAGAGAUCGACACAGAGGCGGAAGAUGGCGUUGCAAAUGAGGAGAUUCCCAAUGAGCUCACGGCCGAAUUUGAAGCAGACCGAUACGUCCAGAAAUACAUGGAGGUCAAUGAAGCAACGUUUGAAGAGGCGCCGUUUCCUCAAGCCAUCAUGGCCGAAGCACAAGAAGCGUGGCACUUUUUCGUGGGGCAGCUGAAUGGACGCGACGCUGCCGGCGAAGCCAUUUACGCGGCAGUCUUUGAUGCCGCGCCGAGCCUGCAGAGCUUGUUCAAGACCGCUCGGUCCGUAAUGGCAAUGCGCUUCAUGAACGGCCUGACAAGCAUUGUGGCAUCAGCUCAGGACGCUAAACAGCUGAAGAACCAGGUAGAGAGCUUGGGCUUUCAGCAUUUGGACUUGGAAGUCACAGUCCCGCGGGUGGGUAUUUUUCGCGAUGCAAUCGUGGACUUGUUUGACAUGGAGAUGGGCCAACGACUCACCACGAAAGCCAAGAUUGGACUCCAGGUCCUUCUAAACUAUGCUGGAGGAGCAUUCAUCUACAUCCGUCGUGAGUAUGCAUCCCGCAUCAGAAUCAUCCAGCGCAGCUGGAGAACUGCCAACAAGGUAGAAGAGGAAGAGGAGGAUCCUCAUGUGAAGGCUUUGCACGAGACGCAGACUGGUGAGGGCAACACCACCAGUGUUACUGCAGAGGGGCAGGCCCAGACUGCGACCACACAAAAGAAGGACACAAAUCCGGCCACAGGUGGAGUCAACACAACCAUGAUGGCCGGUGGUGACAGCAAAGGCAAGAACAAUGUGAAGGUGCCUACCACAUUCAAUGAGAUGUUCCUCUUCAAUGCUGCAGUGAUGGGGUUGGGAGAGAACGGCUGGAUGUCUGUGAUCCUUGAGCAGUUCCACAACAUUGUGACCAAUGUGGCGAACUCCUACCGCCUGCAAGAAGAAUGCGAUGUUUUGACCUUGGUUCUGGACAAGCAGCCAGGGCAGAUUCAACUAUCGGAAUUCAAGGCCGUGAUGCUAGCCUCGCUGCGGUCCCUGGUGCCCAAAGAGUGGGAUUCAGAUCAUGAGGUUGCCUGGAACUGGUUGUGGGAGAACGUAGAGCGCAUGAUCAAGGCCAACCUGGGCAAGCCAGCGCAGCAAGAAAAGGCCUUGGGUCGCUUCAUCGCCUCACUUACACAGGAUGAUAUCUACAACCUGCGGCGGAACAUCUACCAGAGGUUUUUCCAGAUCGCACCAGCUGGACAAGAUCAUUUCAAGCAAUCGACCACCAGACUUUACUUUAUUGCUGACAAGAUCAUCGAGAUGACCAUGGAAAUGUACCAGCAACCUCGUGCUAUGGUGGAGGACAUUUCCGCACUCGGGCUGCGACAUGUGGGUUACGCCAUCCCUACAGAGCUCUUUGCCCCUUUCGUCUCCAGCGCUGUGGAGACCGUGCGAGAGAAGACUUCAGAUGACAUGGCUGAAGGUGCAUUCCGCUGGUCUCUGACGUUGGUCUCCAAGAUUUUGGUCCGCACAAUUCUGGAAGGCAGUACAAUUGUCAUGAAGGCCAUCAACACCAAUUCAGCCAGGGCGCUUAGAAAAGCAAUCGCCAUUGCCCCACGUAGCAAGCGGGCAACAGAGUUGCUCAACAUCACGGUGGGCACUCAGUCAAUAUCACCGUUUUAUUGGGCCAUAGACAGUGGAAGCCUGGAAUGUGCGAAAGCGAUGAUUGAAGAUCUACUGACCAUUCGCGCUGAUCGAGACAAGUACUAUUUUGGUGCGGAUGAGCUCUUCGCACGGCAUCCAGAAGUGAUCCAACGCCUAUGCAUUUCGGCUCCAAAAUUGCUUUGGACUUUGUUGGAUGGGCUGGUGUGGCGCUCGCGGCAGGCAUUUGGAGGCAAACGCCGGGUAAACUUCUAUGUGCAGAACCUGGUGCAGGACAGAGACGAUAACUUCAGCAUGGCCUUGGAGUGGCUGGUGGAGCGUAAUGAUCCCAAGAUCAUUUGCCAUCCUGCAGUGGUUCUGUUCUCUGAUCUCUUGUGGACAAGGCUAGUGCAGUACGACUUCUUGCUUGGCCGAUGCUACUUUCUUUUCUGCUUGUGUGUCUUCAUCACUGGGCAGGCCAUCUUGGGUUCGCCAGAGCCAAGCAUGGGUGAACGAGUAGCCAUCUUCUCCUGCCGGAUUUUCAUCUAUUUGGGAAGCAUGUGCCGGAUCCUCUACUGCCAGAUAAAGCUCCUCUAUGAUGACAUCAAGACCGGAGCAAUUGCACGUGUUUGGAAAAUCCCGGUCCCAAUGUACCUCUUCAACAUCCAAGACAGUGGGAACUUGCUGCUCAUGUGGGUUCUGGUCUUGAUGUUGAUUCAGGAGCCAAUCCUUCAUUGCUUGGCCUACACCGAGCAAUUUGGCCUAUUUGCGACAACUUGUAUGGAAGAGGGACGAAAGGAGGCAUAUGCAGUUUUCUCUGGCCUGGGCAUGCUCCUCUACUGGCUUCUAUUGGUGAAUUUCAGCAUUUUCUCAAUGCAGAUCUCUGCGUUUGUACUGGUUUGUGGUCGGGUACUGGUGGAGGUCUUCCUUUUUCUGAUGGCGUUCCUGUUCCUGAUUGUGGCCUUCUCUACCGCCAUUACGGCAUUCCAUCACUCGCUCUAUGAAUUCGCCAGUGUGGACAAGGGCAUGGAGACCUUGCUCGAAAUCACCUUAGGUAUGUACAACACGGAAAACUACAAGGCUAUGCUCCACGAAUCCGUUUGGGUGGAGAUUGCCGUAAUCAUUUUCGUGAUCUUGGUCUUUGUAGUGCUCCUGAACCUCCUGGUGGCCCAGUUGAAUAUGGCCUACAAGCUGGCGCAUGCAGACAUGCAAGGCUAUGCACGACUCACUCGAGCCAGCAUCAUUGUCACCACCGUUGAGCAAGUCUCGCGUAAGCGAUGGAGAAGGUUCCUCCAGAGCUUGAAGUUCGACCAGCGGCUUGAGUUCAAUGAGGGUGACAUUGGCGUUGCAGGGGGUAUUCAAGUCUAUGAACCUUCAAAUCUCAAUCCCACCACGGUGGAUUCGGUCAGGCGCUUUGGUGGCUCAACUGCUCCUGGCAUGCCCUGGCCACAGGAUCCUUUAGCAGACGAUCAGAGCGACGACCAGCUCGAAAAGCUGGAGAAGCUUGUGGUCAAAGCCAUGAAGACCAUCACCGACAAGAAGGGUGGAUCGAUGCCCACAGGCUAUUCCGGUGCUUCUGGAAUGCCUCAGAGUUCGCAAAGUGGUGCUAGCUCAGGAGGAUCUGGGGACGGGUCAAAGUGAGGAACUGCGUGAACCCUUCCGCAAAGCGGGGGUCAUUGCAGAAGGAUGUCAAGCCUGGUGUCAUGUUGAAGCUGCCAUCCUUUACAAUUGCCAAAUGUCUUGCUGCUGAGGGCAAGGCACCUAAGCUGCACUUUGCAUCGAGUACAUUUCACAGCUAGAAGUGCAUCUAUAUAUAGUGAUCAGGACAAUGGGCGAAUUGCAGAUGCUGAAGUAAGGUGGCAACCCACAGCAAUUUGCUAGUGAUCUUUGGGGGCGCAUGCGUUUUGCUCAAAGUGUGAAACGCCCCAGGAUCAACUAUGGAGAGCAGUGCCUGGAAUUAAUCCAGUCAUACGAAAGUUGGUGGCUGGCUCACCAGAGAAUUUGGUAAGGCUAUUGUGCGCUGUGCGCGUCCUGAAUGUAGAUCCAUCGUGGUCCAUCUCCAUCUCGCCUUAUCAAAAAGAAUUACUGUAUCUUGAGUGUGCCAGUCUGCUUGGCCGCCUUGGCCCAAUAUUUUGGCACAGCAAGCCGCACGUUUCACGUUUUCAAGUUGCUGUGCCGCAAGCUCACUGUGGCCAAAGGACAGAGCCAACGUCUUCUGCAGUGCUACCGCGCUACAAGCCGGGCCAGCCAGAUUCAGAUGCCAUAUUGCUUAUUUGGCAGGAUUCUGCACAAAACCGG
Molecule: messenger RNA, 4044 nt
Organism: Durusdinium trenchii
Lineage: Eukaryota; Dinophyceae; Suessiales; Symbiodiniaceae
Source: the annotation of a GenBank genome assembly